This is a messenger RNA of Chaetomium strumarium, 1259 nucleotides long. Its product is annotated as ribosome biogenesis protein SLX9-domain-containing protein. Gene Ontology annotation, cellular component: preribosome, small subunit precursor; nucleolus; 90S preribosome. The record is from RefSeq and is a predicted model, not a curated record. The transcript is spliced from 2 exons. Bases 224 to 940 code for a protein of 238 amino acids. Gene Ontology annotation, biological process: maturation of SSU-rRNA from tricistronic rRNA transcript (SSU-rRNA, 5.8S rRNA, LSU-rRNA). NCBI's taxonomy places the organism in Eukaryota, Fungi, Ascomycota, Sordariomycetes, Sordariales, Chaetomiaceae.
AGGGGCAGCUUGUGGGGCCGAGGGGGCCUUCAAGGCGGUGAAGCGGCGCGAGCAAUCAGCCCCACUAAAAAGUUGGACGUUGCAAGUCCACGACGGCGCACCCAUCACGAGCACGGACAGCAAAGUCUAGGCCAUUGCCAACGCCUCUUCCAUAUUCAACAUCCCAUUCUCAGUUGCCUAGCAUUUUAACAGCUACCAAGUAUUAAGAGUCAAGCCAACCACCAUGGCCCCAACCGCGCCCCAACCCACAGGCCACAAACGAUUGACAGCGCGAGAGAAAGCGCGCAUGCGCCUGGCCGACCCCCUGCUUCCGCGCAAGCUGCACCGCGAGGACAAUGUGGUGUCGGACAGCUUCAUCAACUCGAAGCGCGACAAGCGACUGAUCAAGCACUCGGCCUUCGUGUCCCGCAUCGCCAAAGCCUCCUCCUCCACAUCAGCCAGUACCAACAAGAAGCGCAGGCGGCCAAACAAGAAGCUCAUCACAACCCUCGAGUCGCUGGGCGACGCGCUGGACGACAUCAAGCAGGCGAUGGACGAGCAACAGGCGGCUGGCGGGAUGAUGGACGAAGAGCAGGCGCGGCAAGGGAAGGUGCGGCACAAGAGCUUGAAGACGCGGCCCGGGGCGCUGAAGAGGAAGGAGAGGAUCGUGAAGGGGGAGAUGGAGCGGUUUGGGUGGAGUCUGGCGCAGCUGGCGAAUAUUGCGACUGUCUCUUCUGCUUCUUCUGCAGGAGCAACAACGAGCGGUGGUGCUGGUACUGGGGCAGGGAAGGAGACGAUGGACACAGAUGUUGAUGAGCGAGGGGAGAAAAGGGGGAAGGAGGCAGCAGAACAGGGGCAGGCAACACCCCAGCCGUCAACUACAUCGAGCAGGUGGGCGGCGUUGAGAGGGUUUAUCGCGGCGACGAUGGAGCAGAACCCUGCUUUCUUAGGCAAGACUUGAAUAUCAGGGGCUUUCCAACACCAAAGUGCCUUUAUAUCUGAAACAUCAGGUAUCCCUUCAUAAGGUUCUGGCCGGAACGUCUUGUCGGGGUAUCAAAUUGAACUGGACUGGUGCCACUUCUAUAACGGCUGUCCGCAACCCUUUGCCCACUCUUCUUUUCUUCUUCGUCCCAUAUUAGCUUAAAUAGCGGUUGUAGUUAUACCCAACCCCUUUAGAACCAAACUCCGGUCAGCUUAACCAAAACAGCCAGACCCAGCGCCUACCCGACGCCCCGUACUCCUCGAGAAUCAUGCACGUCAUGCUGAGCGCUGAACACUCG